AUGAAAACGAAAAAGGUGGAGGAGUUUACAGCUGGGUAUUAUGGGCUUUGUACGGCGGGAGGAAUGCUCAGUGCUGGGACUACCCAUCUCGCCAUCACUCCCCUCGAUGUCUUGAAGGUUAAUAUGCAGGUGAAUCCUAUCAAAUAUAGUGGCAUCCUAUCAGGGUUUAGUACUCUUUGGAGAGAAGGCGGCCCUUCUGCUCUUUGGAGAGGUUGGUCCGGAAAAUUCUUUGGUUAUGGUGUCCAAGGUGGAUGCAAAUUUGGUCUCUAUGAAUACUUCAAGAAACUUUAUGGAGAUGCAUUGGUAGAUCAGAACAAGGGUGUCAUAUUCUUCCUCAGUAGUUUGGCUGAUGGAUUUCCAAAACUAUAUGCUAAUGAGGGCCUUUCUGGGUUUUACAAGGGUCUCUUUCCACUUUGGGGUCGUAAUCUUCCAUUCUCUAUGAUUAUGUUUUCAACAUUUGAGCAUUCUGUGGAUCUUAUGUAUCGCAACGUAAUACAAAGAAGGAAGGAAGAUUGCUCCAAAUCUGAACAACUUGCUGUGACAUGUCUAGCUGGCUAUGCAGCUGGAGCUGUUGGAACUGUAAUCUCUAAUCCUGCUGACAAUAUUGUUUCAUCUCUUUACAACAAAAAGGCUGACACUGUAAGGCAGGCUGUAAAGAAAAUUGGGCUUGUUAAUUUGUUUACUAGAAGUCUUCCUGUUCGAAUUGCAAUUGUGGGACCUGUUGUUACUCUGCAGUGGUUUUUCUACGACACUAUCAAAGUCUUGAGUGGACUGCCUACUAGUGGAGGGCUUAGAAGGCAUCAAGAAGAUAGAGGCUUAAUUGGCUGUGAAGCAACAGCUCAGUAA
This is a messenger RNA of Fraxinus pennsylvanica, 846 nucleotides long. The record is from the annotation of a GenBank genome assembly. Lineage: Eukaryota; Viridiplantae; Streptophyta; Magnoliopsida; Lamiales; Oleaceae.